This is a messenger RNA of Penicillium daleae, 1290 nucleotides long. Its product is annotated as chalcone isomerase domain-containing protein. Gene Ontology annotation, molecular function: intramolecular lyase activity. Bases 1 to 1290 code for a protein of 429 amino acids. The transcript has a single exon. The record is from RefSeq and is a predicted model, not a curated record. NCBI's taxonomy places the organism in Eukaryota, Fungi, Ascomycota, Eurotiomycetes, Eurotiales, Aspergillaceae.
AUGUCUACUCAUCUUCGAGCAAAUCCCUGGCGUGCCUACCAGAGCCUUGCCCGGCAGCGCCUCGGGCAAUGCCACAGCACAACUAGGUCCUUCACCACAAAACACUCCCUCCGCUCCGCCAACAAUGCCAGCAGCAACCCACUUCAGUCAGCAGCACGCGCAAAGAGCGAGCAGGACUUUGCCAAGUCCAAGCGCUCAAUUGCGCUCUCCGCCGCGGGAAUGGUUAUCUGCGGCGCUGCAAUGUACGGCGUGAUCAAGCUGGAUGUAUUCGGACUGGAUGCCCUGGAGUCCAACAAAGACAAGGCAGCCGAAACAGAGAACAAGUUCGAGGUAACUCCAACAUCAAACAAAUCGAUGAAGUUGGAUGGACCUCCUGGAUUCCCCAGCACAGGCGGACCCUCGGUAAUCCCUCUCCACGGCCAAGACAACGUGGACCAAGUAGCCACAGGAACCAGCACAAUCCCGUUCUUCCCAACAACAAUCCGACUCCCCGCCGCCUCUGAAAUCAACAACAAGCAAACAGGCGACGAACUCUCCACCUCCGACGGCGACGAGUACCAACUCCUCGGCCUGGGCAUCCGAACCGUCUCCUUCCUCUCGAUCCAAGUCUACGUCGUAGGUCUGUACGUCGCCAAAGCCGACAUCACCGAGCUCCAGCGCCGCCUCAUCCACACCGCCGUCCACCCGCCAACCUCAGACGUAACGGCCGUCUCAGGCGUCGGCGUCGACGCAGCAACAUCCCUCGUCUCCCCGGAGCGCCAACAGCUCAAAGCGCUCCUCCUCGACGCGGACCGCGGCGACGCAGCCUGGACUGCCCUGCUCAAGGAACCCGGAAUCCGCACCGCCUUCCGCAUCGUGCCCACCCGUAACACGGAUUUCAUGCACCUGCGCGACGGCUGGGUGCGUGGGAUCACGGCGCGCGCGCAGCAGAAGAAGGCUCUGCCUGGGACGGCGGCGGCAGGCGAGUUCCAGGAUGCGGAGUUUGGGACGGCGAUGAAUGAUUUCAAGGCUGUGUUUGGUGGUGGGCAGAGGAAGAAUGUGCCCAAGGGUCAGACGUUGGUGUUGUUGCGUGGGGCGCAGGGGGCGAUGGACGCGCUGUUCCAGCCGGAGGCGACGAAGCCGAUGCGGUGGAUGGGGCGGGUUGCCGAUGAGCGGGUUAGUCGGCUUGUUUGGUUGAAUUAUUUGGCUGGGAAGACUGUUUCGAGCGAGGGGGCGAGACAGAGUAUUGUGGAGGGGCUGAUGGCGAUUGUGGAGAGGCCGGUUGGUACUGUUGUGCAGCGGGUUGUUUGA